Aspergillus calidoustus is the source of this 219-nucleotide messenger RNA. Lineage: Eukaryota; Fungi; Ascomycota; Eurotiomycetes; Eurotiales; Aspergillaceae. The record is from the annotation of a GenBank genome assembly.
AUGGCACCUUUCUGGAAGUCGGCUUGGAUGAAAUCCAAAAUCAGCCUCAGUGACGACCAACGCGAUCAAUUACUCCCGAACAAGUCACAAGAAACCAACCAGCGGCCAGCAGAUGAGACGUCUUCGCAGCCCACUGCCUCCAAAGAGCGUUAUGUCGGAUUUGGUAUUGGAGGCGCUGGCAAUAUCCGCAAGGUGAAAACGCGCGGUACAACCCGGUGA